Molecule: messenger RNA, 1426 nt
Organism: Felis catus (domestic cat)
Lineage: Eukaryota; Metazoa; Chordata; Mammalia; Carnivora; Felidae
Gene: EBI3
Product: Epstein-Barr virus induced 3
Exons: 5
Coding region: 519-1196 (225 amino acids)
Biological process (GO): cytokine-mediated signaling pathway
Cellular component (GO): membrane; external side of plasma membrane
Molecular function (GO): protein binding; cytokine receptor activity
Source: RefSeq, a predicted model, not a curated record
UCUCCUUCCCUAGGUCUCUGUCUGUCUCUGUCUCUGUGUCUCUCCUCUGUUUCCGCCCCUGUCUCACGGUCUCCCAUCUCUGUGUCUUGCUCUCUCCUCUCUGUGUGUGUCGCCGUGUCCCUCCCCACAGUGUUCCUUUCUCAUCCUUCUCCAUGACAUUGUCCCCCUCCGGGGGUUUCCCCGUCCCCGUCCUCGCUGCAGGCGGAAGGAAGGACUGGCAGCCGGGCUGUUGUGGGAAAGGCCACGGGGUCUCCACUUCUCUCUUUCGGCCUCCUCUCCUGCCCGCGCCCUCGGGGCCUCCAGAGCCCCGCUGGUGGCCGCGAUAGUGAAGGGACCUCCUCCGCCGCCCCAGCCCCCGCUCAGCUCUCCACUGGCCCCGCCAACUGGGUGGGGGAGUCAUACCUGGGGAAGCUGGGGCUUUGACCGGGGGCUGUGCUUCCCCCCUCGGGUGGGACUCCAGUCCCCUGCCUCCCCAAGGUGCUCCUGCCCCAGCUCACGACAGCAGAGCCCGCGGGGUCAUGGCCUCAAGACUCCUGGUGCUCGCCCUCUGUGUGGGCUGCUCACCCUGCAUCGGGAGAGAAGCAGCCCCCACCCAGCCCAGGGUGCGGUGCUGGGCCUCUAGGUACCCAAUGGCCGUGGAUUGCAUCUGGACCCUGCCGGCCUCUCCGCUCCCCACCAGGCCCACUUACUUCAUUGCCACGUACAGGCUGGGCGUGGCUGCCCACGGGGAGAGCCGGCCCUGCCUCCAGCCGACUCCAGAGGCCACCAGCUGCACCAUCCCAGACGUCCAGAUGUUUUCCAUGGUGCCAUACAUACUCAACGUCACGGCUGUGCAGCCCCGGGGCACCAGCAGCAGCUUCGUGCCCUUUGUUCCGGAACACAUCAUCAAACCGGACCCUCCAGAAGGCGUCCGCCUGAGCCCCAUCCCUGGGCAGCGGCUGUGGGUGCAGUGGGAACCCCCCCGGUCCUGGCCCUUCCCGGAGACCUUCUCACUCAAGUACUGGAUCCGAUACAAGCAUCACAGAUCUGCCCGCUUCCGCCAGGUGGGGCCCAUUGAAGCCACAUCCUUCACCCUCAGGGCUUUGAGGCCCCAGGCCAAGUACUGCAUCCAGGUGGCCGCUCAGGACCUCACCGACUAUGGGGAAGUGAGUGACUGGAGUCUCCCUGCCACUGCCUCCAUGAUCUGGGGCAAGUAGCGGGGCUUUCUAGAACCCCCAGAGGAGGGGCUGGGUCCUUGACGUCCAACCCUCCCCCUCCCCCACUGCCGCGGAUGGGACCCAACUGGCCUGGAUUCACUGCUGCUGAGUGGCUGGGCCACUGUGGACAAAUCACUUUGCCCCCCCCCCCCGAGCCUCAGUUUGUCAAUCUGUGAAAUGGGGAUGUACUUCUUUCUUAGAUCCCAGUACAGGGCUUUAUAAACUGUGAA